UGAUUCUAUUGGUUAAUCAUGUGUCACUGAGGCAGAUGGCGGCGCUGUGAGCCGGUUUUUAUUAAACAUGGCAGUACCGGCUGCAAGAUCCGUGGUGUUUGUGACUGGAAACGCGAAAAAAUUAGAAGAGGUUGUUCAAAUCCUCGGUGACAAAUUCCCCUACAAACUUAUUUCUAAGAAGAUUGACUUGCCUGAAUACCAAGGAGAACCUGAUGAGAUCUCAGUACAGAAGUGCAAAGAGGCAGCAAGACAGGUAGAUGGGCCAGUGAUCGUGGAGGACACCUGCCUGUGUUUCAAGGCACUAGGAGGUCUACCAGGGCCAUACAUAAAAUGGUUUCUGGAUAAACUGAAGCCAGAGGGACUGUACAAGCUUUUAGCAGGUUUUGAAGAUAAAUCAGCCUGGGCUCUGUGCACAUUUGCUUUUUCUCCUGGCAAAGAAGAGCCUGUUCAGCUCUUCAGAGGAAUCACUGAAGGCAGGAUUGUAGAGCCCAGAGGCCCCAGAGACUUUGGAUGGGAUCCCUGUUUCCAGCCUGAUGGCUAUGAUAAAACUUAUGCAGAGCUCCCUAAAGAAGUGAAGAACAGCAUCUCUCACCGGUACCGCGCCCUGGCAGCCAUGUCGGAACACUUCUCCAAACUGAAUGACACCCCAGAGACCAAACGCACCAAACACAGCGACUGAUCACAAGCAGGUUCAACCAAUCAGAAAUCAGCUAGUCCUGUCAAUAUCGGGCAUCUGGCCAACAUGACCUGCUGCAACUAUCAAGACUCGUAAAACGGUUUUAAAAAGCAGUCUGUACAAUAUCUUUGAAAUAAAAUUUUAAAAAUGUGGUGUACUGUA
Pangasianodon hypophthalmus (striped catfish) is the source of this 838-nucleotide messenger RNA. It is a transcript of the gene itpa, whose product is annotated as inosine triphosphatase (nucleoside triphosphate pyrophosphatase). The record is from RefSeq and is a predicted model, not a curated record. Gene Ontology annotation, cellular component: cytoplasm. Gene Ontology annotation, biological process: nucleoside triphosphate catabolic process. Gene Ontology annotation, molecular function: nucleoside triphosphate diphosphatase activity. NCBI's taxonomy places the organism in Eukaryota, Metazoa, Chordata, Actinopteri, Siluriformes, Pangasiidae.